GAAGAAUACGACGUGUCCGCUUAAGGACGGGAGUUGCUAUGAACAGUUGUGUAUUUACCUGAGUCAAAUGCAAGGCCUUGUCCCUCAACAACUCUGUUAUACAUUCAUUUGAGAUUUGUGUUAUAUAGUUUAGCUAGGCUUAUCCUUUAAAAUAGUUGUCCUUUCCUGCAAGACGCUGUUUGAAAGUUAUCACGGAUGCUGGCGCAAUUGAUGGUGAAUGAAGAUGAUGAAUAGUUAACUCAGUCAUCACCAGAGGAAAAUAUGAGUUCGAAGAGUAAAAAGCGAAUAGUCGUGCCAAGCCGACCAGAGCCCCCUUCUAUGGAGCAAAUAGCAGAAGACAUCAACCGAGCCUAUCCGAACGACCCAGUCUUCACUGUUCUGCAAGACGAAAGUCAAGACGCUAAGCUGGGGUCCAGUUCCACUGAGGUGGAGAUGAUCUACCAGCAGAGUCGCCGGUUCCUGGAGCUGAAUGACCGGCUGCAGGACGCACGAGGGGAUCUGACGCGACGACGCGACGAGCUCCGCGCUGUGGGCGACGCGCUGGGCCACAGCAUCGACGACGUCAAACAGAAAGCAGGAAGUCUGCCGUGCUUUGAUGAUCUAAGCACUUAACUUUUGCCAUCUAGUUUAUGAUGAUAUUCUACUACACCAUACUUUAAGGUCACAUAACCUUUUGAAUUAAUAUUGUAUAUAAUUUUUGAACAGUGGAGCUGUUUUGUUUCAGUCUUGUUGAUCAUGUAAUAAAGUGUAUUUUAAAGUAA
Molecule: messenger RNA, 761 nt
Organism: Alosa alosa (allis shad)
Lineage: Eukaryota; Metazoa; Chordata; Actinopteri; Clupeiformes; Clupeidae
Gene: c9h19orf25
Product: chromosome 9 C19orf25 homolog
Exons: 3
Coding region: 262-612 (116 amino acids)
Source: RefSeq, a predicted model, not a curated record